CUUUAUUGCUGGGUGUGAUUGCAAUUUGAAAGAGAAUCCAGCAUGAGCUAAAUACCCCCCAGUUUCUUCGAGCAAUUGCGUAUGACUGGGACUUCAUGUAAUCCACCUACUUGUCUACAUCUGGCACGGGAUAUCCUUUUCUCCGUGGACCUAACAUCAAUGGUGAACUUGUCAAGUAUCUCAUAAAGAUUCCUCCUUUUCUGCUCUCUGUCGCUCUAAUUUCUCCAUCGAUCAGGAAGAUUUCUCUUGAGCGAUGAGUGCAGGUCUAAAAAAAUCUUCUUCAAAUGGAUGUGAGAAGCCCUUAACAUCUGAAGAGCAGCAGGCAAAGAUUAAUGAGGUGAGAAGAUUGAUAGGGCCAUUGCCAGAUAAGUUGUCCAUUUAUUGUUCCGAUGCAUCAAUCUCAAGACACCUAAGGGCACGAAACUGGAAUAUAAAGAAGGCAACUAAGAUGCUGAAAGGUACUUUGAAAUGGAGGGCAGAGUACAAACCGGAAGAAAUUCGCUGGGAGGAGAUUGCUUGUGAGGCAGAGACUGGGAAGAUCUACCGAACAAAUUUUAUCGACAAGCAUGGGAGAUCAGUUCUUGUGAUGAGGCCUAGCUGCCAGAACACAAAGUCGACAAAAGGUCAAAUUAGGUAUUUGGUAUACUGUAUGGAGAAUGUUAUUUUAAACUUACCAGCCGAACAGGAGCAGAUGGUCUGGCUGAUCGAUUUCCAUGGCUUCAAUCUGUCACAUAUUUCGGUUAAGGUGACAAAGGAAACAGCCCAUGUCCUACAAGAUCACUAUCCAGAACGCCUGGGUGUAGCAAUACUCUACAAUCCACCUAAGUUCUUUGAACCAUUCUUUACAUUGGUUAAACCCUUCCUGGAGCCAAAGACUUACAAUAAAGUCAAGUUUGUUUAUGCUGAUGACCUCAACACCAUGAAAAUAAUGGAGGAUCUAUUCAAUAUGGACCAGCUUGAGUCCGCAUUUGGUGGAAAAGAUGCUUCAGGGUUUGACUUCAAUAAAUACGCGGAGAGGAUGAAGGAAGAUGACAAGAGGAUGCCAUCCUUGUGGUCAAGCCAGUCUCUUCCCUUGGCAACUCCACAACCAACACUGGCAUCUGUUACUGCAUCAAAGCCGGUCAACAUAGACUCAUAUUCUGAUUCUUCUGAUUAUGAUAGUAAACUAGACGGUUCCAAGUCUCAUGCAAUAGAUGCAAAAGUUGUUUCCCCGGAUAACGAUUCUUCGCUGACUGAUGGUGGUCAUGGACCCAGUAACAUAAAUCAGGACGAAAUUGUCUCCCUUGAUGGCAAAGCUUGAGCAUUGUUUUGUUUUCAAGGUAUGGUGCUCAGUAACAUCAAUGUAGCCCUGCUAACUAUGUCUAUUUAGAUAGAACAUUGAUUCUCAAAGAGGUUUUAUCAUGUUGAAUGCUUAGCAGCAUUGAUAUUCAAGGAUGAUUUUUCCUUCCAGAGUUACUCAACUAGUUAUGGGUGACUGCCCAUCAUGACUCUA
Tripterygium wilfordii is the source of this 1492-nucleotide messenger RNA. RefSeq names its product phosphatidylinositol transfer protein 3-like. NCBI's taxonomy places the organism in Eukaryota, Viridiplantae, Streptophyta, Magnoliopsida, Celastrales, Celastraceae. Bases 254 to 1300 code for a protein of 348 amino acids. The transcript has 6 exons. The record is from RefSeq and is a predicted model, not a curated record. Gene Ontology annotation, molecular function: phosphatidylinositol transfer activity.